Molecule: messenger RNA, 4771 nt
Organism: Neoarius graeffei (lesser salmon catfish)
Lineage: Eukaryota; Metazoa; Chordata; Actinopteri; Siluriformes; Ariidae
Product: adhesion G protein-coupled receptor E5
Exons: 18
Coding region: 412-2733 (773 amino acids)
Biological process (GO): adenylate cyclase-activating G protein-coupled receptor signaling pathway; cell surface receptor signaling pathway
Cellular component (GO): membrane
Molecular function (GO): G protein-coupled receptor activity; calcium ion binding
Source: RefSeq, a predicted model, not a curated record
GCGUUCACACACACACGGCGUGGCUUGGAGGGAAAAGCACAAGGGAAUGACUGACACAAACAGACGAGUGGAAACUCUCACGGCUGGAAGAUAAAGAGAAACCAAUGAGAACUUUUGUGGACAAAAACAGAGAAACCAUCGAAAAGAAACAGAAAAGAAAAGGACUCUAUGAAAAGUGCACAAGGAGGGAGGAGGUGUAGUGUGGAACCGAGGAACCCUGUGAGAACAGAAGCUAAAAAAAGAAAGAGAGAGAGAGAAAGAGAGAGAGGGGGAGGAGAAAAGUAAAUACAUUGAAAGCACUGAAGGCUUUUGGAGGCACUGAGACAGAAAGUGAAAAAGAAGGGGAUUUUUGAGAGAGAGGACGUCUUCAGAUAAACGAAAGGAGUGAAGGAUCGUUUACACUCGUCUGAUAUGGAACUUAAAUGUGCUUUCCUGCUUUUAGGCCUCCUGCUGGUGGUGUUUCCUGAUGAAGCUGAAUCGUGUCGUUUGGGGUUUCUGAAGAUAGGGGAAGACUGUGUAGAUGAGGAUGAGUGUGAAGAGAACAUAUGUGGUGAGCACGCGGUCUGUUUUAACACACGCGGGAGUUAUUACUGCCAGUGCAAGAACGGGUUCACAUCCAGAACUGCAAACUUCACCGCCACCACCGGACAAUGUCAAGAUAUAAACGAGUGCAUAGUGAACAGUUCAAGCCCUUGUCCCGAGAAUGCAGAGUGUCAAAAUGCGAUUGGUUCCUAUAAGUGUGUGUGUUUACCUGGGUUUCAAGAUAAAAGAUUAGGAUCUACAUUCACCUGUGCAGACAGUGAUGAGUGUGUGUCAAUGCCCACUGUGUGUGGACCGCAUGGUGUGUGCAGAAACACACUUGGCACAUUCACCUGCUCAUGUCCCACAGGGUUCCGUAACCAAGGCAACAGCAAUACCCCUUGUGAAGACAUUGAUGAAUGCGAUGGGGAAGAACAUGUGUGUGGUGAAGAUGGCAUUUGUUCCAAUAGUGAAGGCAGUUACUCUUGCCAGUGUAACCCUGGUUACAGUAACUAUGGAAACAAUCAAACUAAAUGCACAGAGUUGAAAUGUAACAGAAUCAACAGCACAUCUCAAAAGCAGGAUGUUGCAGUGAUGGGGGAUUUGUUGGAUCUGUUCAUGACAAGUUGUGAGUCAUUAAGUGGCUCAUCGAGGGAACAACGCACAGGAGAAACAUUACUGGAGAACCUGCUGAAUGUGACAGGUGGUGUGUUAUCAGGUGGGAACCUGAACUCCAGCUCGACUCUGAGUGUGUUUUUCGGAGCAGUGGAGAACACAAUGAGGCUCAUCGCACCUCAGCUCAACAAACACACAACCAGGAUGGACAACGAGGACACUGAGGCGUGGCUUACAGUCAGGAAGGAUCUGACUCCGCCCACUGGACCUGUCACACUGGACACAGACAAUGUGCAGCUUAACAUGAGCUGGGAAACAGCAGUGGGAUCCAAUUACCCUGGUUUUGCAUUUGUGGCGUUAGUCAGUUAUAAAACUCUGAACUCCACCAGCGUGUCGUCUCCAGUGAACACAGACACAGAAUCAUCACACAGAAACACCACCUUCCUGCUCAACUCGGAAGUGGUGACGGCACUCGUCAGUAACACGGAAACACACUCCCUGCCCGAGCCUGUCACACUCACCUUCAGACACAAGAAUGAGAGAAAGGUGUCCAAGGGCCUGAACUACAGCUGUGUGUAUUGGGAUAAGGCCCAGGGUGAAGGGGUGUGGUCAGGGCAGGGAUGUGUGAAGGCCGUGUUUAACUCCACCCACGCCGUGUGUACCUGGAGUCACCUGAGCAGCUUCGCUGUUCUCAUGGCCCUCUAUCCCAUAAAGGACACGUUUGAGUUGGUGUGGAUCACGCGGGUCGGUCUCACCAUCUCCAUCAUCUGUUUAUUCGUUUGUAUCCUGACGUUCUGGUUCUGUCGCUCCAUCCAGGGAACUCGCACAACGAUACACCUCCACCUGUGUGUUUGCCUCUUCAUCGCCAACAUCAUCUUUCUCUUCUUCAUCUCCAAAACACAGAACAAGGCCGGUUGUGCUUCAGUCGCAGCGCUCCUCCACUUCUUCUACCUCGCUGCGUUCUGCUUCAUGCUGCUGGAGGGGGUGCAGCUCUACCGCAUGCUGGUGUUGGUUUUCCACACCACGCUCCACCCGCUCUACCUGUAUGCUGUGGGAUACGGCAUUCCUCUCGCCAUCGUCAUCAUCUCUGCCAUCACCUUUCCGUCCGGCUACGGCACCGACCGCCACUGCUGGCUUUCUCCUGACCAAGAUUUCAUCUGGAGUUUCUUUGCACCAGUCUGCAUCAUCCUCCUCCUCAACAGUUUCUUCUUCAUUAUAACCAUCUGGAAACUGGCCAAAAAAUUCUCCAGCCUCAACCCAGACCUCUCCAAACUAAAAAGACUCAGGGGUUUCCUCCUGACGGCUGUAGCUCAGCUGUGUGUGUUGGGGGGGAUGUGGAUUUUUGGUUGUUUCCUCUUUCAGGAGGAGGGGACACUGGUAAUGGCAUACCUCUUCACUCUUUUUAACAGCCUGCAGGGGGCGCUCAUCUUCAUCUUGCACUGCCUCAUGAGCAAAUCGGUGAGAGAGGAAUAUAAGAAACUUUGCAGCCAUGUGUGCAUAUCAGACAAGAAGAGAUAUUCUGAAUUCAGCACCAAUCAGUCCAGUAACAGUCAGCGGCCUCUCAGGAGUGCUCCAAGCACAGGAGAAUCACAGAUAUGAAGCUGGACACCAUUUCAACUUACAUUGGACUUUUCUAUAACAUGAGGACUUACUGACAGUCGAAAGUGUCAUAAGAGCGACGCACCUCUUCAGUCAGGCUAAUGGGCACAGACACAGAACAACCGUCUUCAUCUAUUCAGCCAACGGGAACUGAUCUACAAACGUUUGUUUCUUCCAUCUAGUCAGUAGGAACUGACUGUAGAAAUGCUCAGAUCUUCUAUCCAGCUAAUUGAAAUAAAACCACAAGGGUUUAUGCUAAUUCUUCCAUUCAGCGAAUUGCAGUGGCCAUUAGCUUUGCAUGCAAGCAAUAAAAAGAGACUCUUUAGGUUUCUAUUUUGGCCAAUUGAGGGGAACAAAAAGAAAAAGGAAAAAAAAGCUCUCAUUGUGUCCAGCCGAAUAAGACAAACAUAAGUUGUGUCAGGAUGAUCACUUCCGAGCCACUCACGAUGGACAGAAUUAACCUUUUAUAUAAUAUUAUUCCAACGCAUCUGUCAUAUGAUGAUAUAUUCAUACUAGUCACUUUAUGCUCAUCUGUGGUAAAAAAAAAAAAAGGUACGUUAGAGUGACAAACAAAAACUCCAACAGAGUCAAGCUUGAAGUGCUUCAAUACAUUUAUAUAUUUAUUUUUAAAAAAUAAAAUAAAAAUAUUCCAAAAUUGACCAAGUUUUAACAAUGUUGAAAGAUAAUUUGUUAGCUAGCUAAGAGCUAAAAGCACGAUGAGGACUUGAGCCUGUGCUUUUCUACUCUAUAUACUGUUGUGAGGCAGCACGGUGGUGUAGUGGUUAGCACUGUCACCUCACGGCAAGAAGGUUCUGGGUUCAAGCCCAGUGGCCAAUGGGGGCCUUUCUGUGUGGAGUUUGCAUGUUCUCCCCGUGUCUGCACAGGUUUCUUCUGGGGCCUCCAGCUUCCCCCACAGUCCAAAGACAUGCAGGUUAGGUAAACUAGCUACUCUAAAUUGUCUAUAAUGUGUGAGAUAGCAGAAAGGAACUGGCUGCAAUUCCAGCCAAGUCAACCAAACAUGGUGCGCUUCAAGCCUGGAUCGGGUUCAGCACUGAUAACGACGACACUGUUGGGAAAGUUUAUAUGUCAUGUUUUUAUUAUAAAACUUGCAUCUUCUAAAUUUUUUUAAUGAAAGUUUGAGGAAAGCUGAUCCAUGGGCCAACAAACAAUUGAUUAGAUUUUGAUGCAAAUCUAGAUAUGUUUGUGGAUCCAGGAUUUUUUUAGUUUGUUUGUUCUUAACGUAACUCAAAAUGUAGUGAACGGAUUUGGAUUAAAUUUGGUGGACAGCUUUAGCAUUGUCCUUGGUUGAAGUGCUUUGAUUUUGAUAUUGAUAACAUGUAUCUUGACGGACGUAUGUGCUCUACCAGGCGUCCUUCUAGUUAAAAUUGUCUUGCUUGCAAAUUUGAAAAGCGAGCCCAUUCCUGAUCAUCACAAUCCAGUUCAGAUCUUCACAGAUGGUUCAGUUUUCAGAAAUAGUGUCUAUCACAGGCGCAGUGGGGUCCAAUUGGAGUCAACAUCACUGUGCAUUCAUCGUGUCAUACUGUAUGUUAGAAUUAAAUAAAUGAACCAAAUACCAUGUGAGCAGGAUAUUUCAUUUUUGUUCUCUAUGAGGAUUUUGCUUGUUUUUUAAUAUGAAGCUAAAUCAAAUUCAUUCCUUUUUAAUAAUGAUAAAAAUAAAAGCAGUUCUUAAUCAUGGACUUGGAUGUUUAGACCCUGCUGUAUGCACAAAAACUGAUUUUUUUUUAUCAGAAAGCACUUUUAUUCUGAUGUCUUAAGCUUAGUUUAUAGUUUCACAUCUUAUGAAUGUGUAAUUAAUUCACUUCCUAUUUUUAUUUUAAAAGCUUUUAUAUCUUUUGAAGGGAUUGUUUUUUUUUAUUUUCAGGUAUUUUUGUACUUGUUUUCCUGCUCCGUUGCACUAUUGUGUUAAAAAUCAAUCUCUUGAGGUUGCACUCUGAAAUAAGCUCAGGGUGAGACAAGCCCCUGAUUCGGUACUGAUGCUUUCUCCAGCUUUUAAUAAAAAAAAACACACUUCCAUGCA